Molecule: messenger RNA, 2425 nt
Organism: Pseudo-nitzschia multistriata
Lineage: Eukaryota; Bacillariophyta; Bacillariophyceae; Bacillariales; Bacillariaceae
Source: the annotation of a GenBank genome assembly
GAACAGCCACAACCAAGGAGACGAAGGUCUGAGCCUGGAUGGCCACACAAUUUGCACAUUCGAUGACCAGAAUUCAUUUUCUCACUCAGCAGACGGUGUUCUAGUAGAUUUUGUUGUAUCCUCGUUUUUUCUACUUCUAAUGAACCCGCAUCAUGUUAUCUCCCCGAACUGAUUUGAUUGGUGGCUUCUUCAUCCAGUGCUUGCCAAUAGUCAGAAAUGAUACUUCGACGAUGAUGGCAAGAACAACCCUCUAAAAUGACAGAACACGAAGCCCUCCGAAGGUGGCCAUGGAACGACAGAAUGUAUUUCCCUGUGUUACCAUUUUGGAUAUUGCCAUUCCGUUGAAUUGAGAUGAAAAAUUGAAAGUUGAUCACAGAACUCUUAGAGAAUGAGAAGAGUUUUUUAUUUUUAAGAUUGGAUACUUGUAGUAAGAUCGGAAGUUUGUUCACCGAAGAAAAAUAUUGGCUGUUCUUAUUUUCAGAGCAGGUGUUCUCCUAGACCAAAGUAAUUCUUGUGCAACUCCUUAGUUUCGAUGUGAGUUUAUACAAAACUUUUAACAUAUCCAUAAUCAUUAUUUUCAUGCAGUUUUGGUUUCGGGGUGCUAAAAUUUCGGAAUAGAAUAAUAGCUUUCAUUUCUGACCAAUGAAUGAGGGCGAACAAUAUGCGAAGGUGUGCGUCAUAUAAGAAAUUCCGUGGAUCAUUGCGAACAGCAAGUGUUGGCAAUAAAUGCAAAGGGUUAUAAAGGUAUUCUUCUAGGGUAGGGGAAGAAGUAUGACAUUAUCUAUAAAAGUUAGGGAAGCAGGUUGGCUACGGACAUUUUUCGUCGCAAGGGACAGCCCCGCGGUUAUACUCUCCAGAGUGUAUCAGGUACAAUACAGUAUCAUCAUCUACAAACCUUCCGCCAGGUACGUACGGUACGUACGUACCUUACGUCAGGUGUGAUCCCUGUCUUACGUAGGAUACAGCAGUGGUUUUUCUUCAUGGGAAAGGACGGACGACGCUGAAGAACUCCUGAGCCUACCGUACCGUUCUUACGAAAAGAGAUUCUCAAGAGUCAAGAGCAGAGGGGGCGGACUUCCACUAUCUGGGUAUUUUAUUUACCGAAACUAGGAGACGAUUGAAAGAAUCUGCGAGAUAUGUGACUGGGGAAUCGUGGAUUGUUGACAUGAAGUGAUAAAUAAUUUUUCCGCAAGAAUGAGUACGUACCGUAAGUACAAUACGAGUACAAACGAGUACGAUACCGGCCGGUAGUAGGAACACGAGUACCUUACCCUGGCGACGUGAGCUAACUGAUCAUGUCGAAGUCAACAUGCAACGAAGAAAAAUUUUCCUGACAAAUGCGAAAUGUCAGCUCAUUCACUAUGGCAGACCAAUCUAUGGCCACUAUAUUUUCUGUUGCAGCAGCGACAUCUUCUUCUUCCCUCGAAUGUACAACCGGAUUGUCACUUCUUGAAUCUAUGGUGUCGUAUCUUCGAAAGGAGGCUGUCCUUGCUGAUGAAAAGGCCAAACGGUUGAGAAAACAAGCAGCCGAGAUAGCAAAAGAGUUUGGAAUCACGGAUGAGUCGCAGAAAUUAUACGGUGAGCAUACAUUGUAGUUUUUUCGGAAAAUGAGAUCGACCCUGAAGCUCAACAGAAAUUCGUUCACGAAGGCGUUGAAGUAACGACUGAUAUCGAUUUUUUUUAACCGAUCAAAUGCAACACUUAUUUACGAUGACGAAUAAUGAUGGAAUAUAAUGUCAGAAAUGGAUCCAGCCGAACUGCCCCCCUUGGAUGAAAAAGGAAUGCCAAAGUACAAGGGAAAAAAACGUGGCCCCAAGCCGAAAGCUAGAAAGCGUAAGGUGAAAGCGGGCCGGCAAAAGCGAAAGCAUACGGGGUACACACUUUUCAUGCAAGAAACCUAUCCAAAAGCCAAAAUAGAGAACCCAGACCUUCCCCCAAAGGCACUGAUCAGCAUAAUGGCGAAGCUAUGGAGGAACCUGGCUGCAGGGGGCAAAAGAGAAUGGAAAGAACGGGCAGAGACUGUGAAUAGUGACGACACCAAAGAUGACAGCGACUGGCUUUGUUCGGUUCAAACCUUUUAGUGAAGAGUGCAUAUAGCGCGAUAUUGCAGUAAAAAGAAAAAGAAACUUGAAAUAAUUGUUGAUUUCAUGAACAAGCUCAUUAAAUGUAAUACUCUCUUACGUUCAACCGAAUCCAUAAUUAAGACCGACCAUGUUCCCGUUUUGGCCGAUCGAUACAAUCCUCGAACACUGAACACCGUAUGAUCAGGAAAGACCCUAUCACGUGCAUAUUUUCCGCUUUCGCAAACGCGUCGAAGUCCGUCGUAUAUUAGAAUUCCUUUGAAGCUCUGCCACCUCAUGAGCCAACAGAGGUAGAGUCUCUUCGGCUGGUCCUCGAAUAUUGUAUGCAUCCAAAAUGCUAGUUG